CUCCAGGCCCGGGCCACGCCCUGUGGCAGGUGGGAGGACAAUGCCAGCUGUGUGCCGUCACACUGCCUCGCUGGCCCAAGAGGAGGGCCAUGGCACUACCCCAGCCUCAGCCUCUCUUGAUGUCUCUCCCUCCCCGCCCAGCCCCUGCUAUCUGCCAUCGCCAACCGUCCAGCUAGGUCUCCUCUCAGGACAUCAACAAGGACACCUGAAGCAGGAGUCCAGCCGCAGACCCCAGGCUGGCUCUCCCGGUCCAGUCCCACCAUGGACUCUGCGUACGAGAUGGGCCACAUCCGCAAGCUGCAGGCGCGGCACAUACAGAUGCAGGAGAAGACCUUCACCAAGUGGAUCAACAAUAUCUUCCAGCAGGCCCGGGUGGGCAUUGAGAUCCAGAACCUGUGCACAGAGCUGGCUGACGGCACCCACCUGCUGCGGCUGCUGGAGCUCAUCUCAGGGGAGGCCCUGCCACCCCCCAACCGGGGCCGCAUGCGCGUCCAUUUUCUGGAGAACAGCAGCCGAGCUCUGGCCUUCCUCAGGGCCAAGGUGCCAAUACCCCUCAUUGGGCCAGAGAACAUCGUGGAUGGAGACCAGACGCUCAUCCUGGGACUCAUCUGGGUCAUCAUUCUGCGUUUCCAGAUUUCCCACAUCUGCCUGGACAGGGAGGAGUUUGGUGUCAGCACAGCCCUGCUGUCUGCCAAGGAAGCUCUGCUGGUCUGGUGCCAGCGGAAGACUGCCGGCUAUGCCAACAUCAACAUCACGGACUUCUCCCGCAGCUGGAGUGAUGGGCUCAGCUUCAGUGCCCUCAUCCAUGCCCACAGGCCAGACCUGCUUGACUACAGCUCCCUGCGUCCCGACCGCCCGCUGCACAACCUCCGCUGUGCUUUCCACGUAGCUGAGCAGGAGCUGGGCAUUGCUCAGCUGCUGGAUCCCGAGGACGUGGCAGCCCUACAGCCCGACGAGCGCUCCAUCAUGACCUACGUCUCCCUCUAUUACCACCACUUCUCCCGCCUGCACCAGGAGCAGACCGUCCAGAGGAGACUCGUGAAGAUCCUGCAUCAGCUGCGGGAGUCAGAGGCGCUGCAGACCCAGUACGAGGAGCUGGUGGCCGACCUGCUGUGCUGGAUUGCAGAGAAGCAGGUGCAGCUGGAGGCGCGGGAUUUCCCAGACAACCUGCCGGCCAUGCGCCAGCUACUGGUGGCCUUUGCCUCCUUCCGCACCCAGGAGAAGCCACCGAGGCUGCAGCAGCGAGGGGCCACGGAGGCCCUGCUCUUUCGGCUGCAGACAGCCCUCCGAGCCCAGAACCGCAGGCCCUUUCUGCCACCCGAGGGCCUGGGCCCUGCGGAGCUGUCCCGGCGCUGGGCAAGCCUGGAGCGGGCGGAGGCCUCACGGAGGCGGGCCCUGCAGCAGAGGCUCCUACAACUAGAGCGGUUGGAAACCCUGGCCCGGCGUUUCCAGCGUAAGGCAGCCCUCCGGGAGAGCUUCCUGACAGACACAGAGCAGGUGCUGGACCGGGCCGCAGCCCCGCCGGCCAGCCCAGCCAUGGUGGACGCGGCCGCCCAGAGGCUGGGCAUGCUGGAGGCCAGUAUCCUGCCCCAGGAGGGGCGCUUCCAGGCCCUGGCCGAGAUCGCGGACAUUCUCCAGCAGGAGCGUUACCACGGCGGGACAGAGGUGGCCAGCAGGCAGCUGGAGAUCACCCGGCGCUGGGAGCGGCUCCUUCAGCGGCUCCAAGGGCAGAGGAAGCAGAUAGCGGGCAUGCAGGCUGUGCUGAGCCUGCUGCGGGAGGUGGAGGCUGCCUCCGACCAGCUCAACGAGCUGCAGGUACUGGUCAGCUCCACGGCCUGUGGGCAGAAGCUGACAGAGGUAGAGGGGCUGCUGCAGAGGCAUGACCUGCUGGAGGCCCAGAUCUCAGUCCUUGGAGCCCACGUGAGCCAUCUGGCCCACCAGACAAUGAAGCUGGACUCUUCCACGGGCACUGCUGUGGAGGUGCUGCAGGCCAAGGCCAGGGCGCUGGCCCAGCUCUACCAGAGCCUCAUGUCUCUUGCCAGGUCCCGGCGGGCCUCGCUGGAGCAGACCCUGCAGCAGGCAGAGCUCCUGCACAGCUGUGAGGAGGAGGAAGCCUGGUUGAGGGAGCACGGACAGCUGGUGGAGGAGGCGUCCAUGGGCCCGGAUCUCAGCCAGAUCGCAGCGGCCCUGCAGAAACACAAGGCCCUGGAAGCCGAGCUCCAUCGCCACCAGGCCGUGUGCACUGAUCUUGUGCAGAGGGGACGCAAACUGGGAGCCUGCGGGCCCCCGAUGCGGCCGGAUCCCUGGGAGCGGGCCGAGGUGGUGCAGGGCAUGUGGCAGCGGCUCUGGGCCCGGAUGGAUGAGCAGGGCAUGAGGCUGCAGGCGGCCCUGCUCGUCCAGCAGUACUUCAUGGACGUGGCGGAGGCGGACUCGUGGCUUCAGGAGCAGCGGUCUACACUGGAGAGUGCAUCCUUUGGACAGGACCAGGUGGCCACCGAGGCCCUACUGCGGCAACACCUGCGUCUGGAACGCUCUGUGCGCACCUUCGGGACCGAGCUGCAUCGAUUAGACGAGCAGGCACAGGUGGCCACAGCCCAGGCAGCGCUCCUGAGGGAACCCCCAGAAGGUUGGAGCAGAACUGAUGGAGAUGUCACCAGGAGACCUGAGGAUGGGACCCAAAUUUUAGCACUGCAGGGCAGCCAACCACCAUGCCCUCAGGUCAAAACAAGCUUCAUCUACAGAGGACUGCACUUCACCCAGCUCCCGGGAGAGGCCCGGCAGCCCCCACGCCAGACGGACCCCGACACCCCAGGGGCCUGCCAGGCCACAGUGCCCCUCAGUCACAUCAUGGGACCGGAAGCUCAGGUGGUGUCUGCCCUGAGCUCUCCGAAGAUAAGCCUGAGAAACCCAGGGGCCUGGCAUGAAGUUUCCUGCCACUCUGGUCUGUGGGGCACCCAGAAGAUGGCCCUCCCAGAUGAGCCUGACCCUGACUUUGACCCCAGCACCAUCCUCCAGACACAGGACCGCUUGAGCCAGGACUAUGAGGGCCUGCGGGCCCAGGCAGAGCGCCGCAGGGCCCAGCUGGAGGAGGUGGUGGCCCUGUUUGGCUUCUAUGGCUCAUGUGGGGAGCUGCAGUCCUGGCUGACCAAACAGACGACGCUGUUGCAAACGCUGCAGCCCAAGGCCAACAACUUGGAAGUCAUGCAGCUCAAGUAUGAGAACUUCCUCACUGCCCUGGCUGUGGGAAGAGGCCUCUGGACUGAAGUUAACAGCUCCGCUGAGCAGCUGAAGCAGAGGUGCCCUGGAAAUUCCCCCCAAAUCCAGCUACAUCAGGAGGAACUGAGCCAGAGGUGGGAGCAGCUGGAGACCCUGAAGAAAGAGAAGGAAACGCAGCUGGCAUGCACAACGCAUGCAUGCAGUUUUCUGCAAGAGUGUGGAUCCACACGGGUCCAGCUGCAAAACCUGAUACUCCAGCUGGAAACCCUGGAGCUGGGGAACUCAGAGGAUGGCCACCAUGUUCUGCGAGUGGGCCAGCAGAAGAUGCUGGUGCUGGAGAAAGACAUUUGCCACCUGCAAAGGGCGGCUAGCAAGGUUGAGGAGAUGGGCCCCGCAGAGAGCCCGUCCCUGCAGGGACAGGUGGAGACGCUGCAGGGGCUGCUGGAGCAAGUGCGGGAGCAAGUGGCCCAGCGGGCCCAGGCCCAGGCCCAGGCCCAGACCCACCGGAGCUUCCUGCAGGAGAGCCAGCGGCUGCUGCUGUGGGCGGACAGUAUCCAGGCCAAGCUCCACAGUGAGGAGGAGGCAGUAGAUGUGGCCUCAGCCCAGCGGCUGCUGGGGAAGCACCGAGACCUGCUGGAGGAGAUCCACCUGCAGCAGGAGAGGCUGCAGCAGCUGGGGACAAAGGGAGAGCCCAUGGCAGCCUCGGGCUCCCCAGACUUCCGAGAGGUGGCUAGUGCCCUGAGGCUCCUGGGCCACCAAAGCCAGGAGUUGAAGGCCGCCUGGGAGCAAAGACAGCAGCAACUGCAGGAGGGGCUGGAAUUGCAGAAGUUUGUUCGAGACGUGGAUGGUUUCACUGCCUCCUGUGCCAACCAUGAGGCCUUCCUACGGCUGGACGGCCUCCAGGAGGGCGUGGUAGAGACCCAGAGACUGCUGCAGCAGCACCAGGAGCGUGGACAGCUGCUGGAAGCCCUUGGCUCUAGAGCAGAGGAUCUACGGGCGCGUGGCGAGAAGCUGGCUCAGAGCCGACACCCUGCUGCAUACAAGGUCAGAGAGCAGCUUCAGAGCAUCCAGGCGCGGUGGACCAGGGUCCAGGGGAGGAGUGAGCAGAGAAGGAGGCAGCUGCUAGCCUCCCUCCAGCUCCAGGAGUGGAAGCAGGACGUGGUGGAGUUGCUGCUGUGGAUGCAGGAGAAGGGGCGGAUGUUGGUGGACGAGCCAUCCCAAGACCCCAGCAACAUCCUGAGGAAACUCAGGCGGCACGAGGCAGCCACGCGUGAGCUGGCGGCCACCCAGGGGCAUGUGGAGGGCCUGCAGCAGGUCGGGAGAGAGCUGCUGAGCAGCAGGCCCCAUGCCCAGGAGGACGUGCAGGCCAGGCUUCAGGACCUAAGUAGCAAGUGGGAAGAGUUGAGACGCAAGAUGGCAGAGCGUGGGAAGCAGCUCCAGCAGGCUCGGCAGCAGGACCAGCUCCUGCGGCUGCUACAGGAAGCCAAGGAGAAGAUGGAGCGGCUAGAGGGGACCCUGCAGAGGGCAGAAAUGGGGCAGGACCUGGGCUCCAGCCGGGGGCUGCAGAAACAGCACUGCCAGCUGGAGGCCGAGAGCCAGGCGCUGGCCAGCAGGAUGGCUACCCUUGUCCCCGAGGCCCAUCAGGUGGUCAGUUCCCAGGCCAUCGUGGAGGAGACCGAAAAAUACCUCCAGAGGUUCAAGGCCCUGCAGGGACAUCUGGCCACCCGGCGAUGGCAGCUGCAGGCCUCGGUUGAGCUGUACCACUUCCACCACCUGAGCGACGCGGAGCUCACGUGGGUGGCAGAGCAUAUGCCUGUGCCCAGCCCCAGUUCUGCUAAGUACCCAGAUGGUGCCCACCGCCUUCUCCACAAGCACGAGGAGCUCCAGGCGGAGGUGGGAGCCCACCAGGGACAAGUGCAACGGGUGCUGGGUUCCGGGCGACACCUCGCAGCCUCCGGGCACCCUCAGGCCCAGCACAUCGUGGAGCGGUGCCAGGAGCUGGAAGGCCGCUGGGCGGAUCUGGAGCAGGCGUGUGAGGCCCAGGCCCGGCACCUGCAGCAGGCUGCUGCCCUCCAGCAGUGUUUCCUGGACACAUCAGAGCUGGAGGACUGGGUGGAGGAGAAGUGGCCACUGGUGAGCAGCCAGGACUAUGGUGGGGAUGAGACAGCCACCGUCAGGCUCAUUAAGAAGCACCAGGCCCUGCAACAGGAGCUGGCUCGUUGUUGGAGCUCCGUGGAGGAGGUUGGCCGGAGAGCUCAAACCCUCACUGGCCCGGAGGCCCCUGCACAGCUGGGUGUGGUGCAGAAGAGGCUCCGGGAGCGGCUGCAGGCCCUGCAGGAGCUGGCGGCCACACGGGACCGGGAGCUGGAGGGGGCCCUGAAGCUGCACGAGUUCAUGAGGGAGGCUGAGAACCUGCAGGGCUGGCUGGCUAGCCAGAAGCAAGUGGCCGCAGGAGGAGAGAGCCUUGGGGAGGACUAUGAGAAUGUCCUGUACCUCUGCACCAAGUUUGUCAAGUUUCAGCACAAAGUAGAGAUGGGUGGCCAGCGGGUGGCAACCUGCCGGCAGCUGGCAGAGAACCUGCUAGAACAAGGGCACAGAGCAGCCCCCAGGGCCCAUCAGAUGCAGCAGGAUCUGCAGGCUGCCUGGUCGGAGCUGUGGGAGCUGACCCAGGCCCGAGGCCGCCUGCUCCGAGAUGCCGAGACCACCCUCAAGGUUCACCAAGACAUGCUGGAAGCCCUCACCCAGGUCCAGGAGAAAACCACCAGCCUCCCCUGUGACGUGGCCCAGGACCUGCAUGGGCUGGAGGCCCAGCUGAGGAGACAUGAGGGGCUGGAACGUGAACUCACGGGCACUGAGCAGCAGCUGCAGGAGCUGCUAGAGACGGGAAGCGAGGUGCAGAGGCUGGGGCCCAGGCCGCAGGCCCACGCGGUACAGCAGAGGCAGCAGGCCCUGGUGCAGGCCUGGGAGACCCUGAAGCUGCGAGCAGAGCAGCGCCGGGCCCAGCUAGAGCGGGCAUGGCUCCUGGCCCGCUUCCACGUGGCGGUACGGGACUACACCUCCUGGGCGGCCGGCAUGUGGCAGGAGCUGCAAGUGGAGGCGAGCUCCCAGGAGCCCGGGAGCGGCCCACUGGAGCUCAGCACCCACCAACAACUUCGGGCCGUGCUGGAGGCCCGGGAGGAGCGGUACCAGCAGGCCGCCCAGCUGGGCCAGCAGGCGCUUCUGGCUGCAGGGACAUGCAUCAAGGAGGUCCGGGACGGGCUGCAAGACCUGCGGGACAAGCGGGAACGGGUGUUCCAGGCCUGGGAGCAGAAGCAGGAGAGGCUCCAGGCCAUGGGCCGGGAGCAGCUCUUCCUCAGGAAGUGUGGCCGCCUGGACGAGAUCCUCAAGGCCCGGGAGGUCAUCCUGAAAACCGGUGCCCUGGGGAGCUCGGUUGAAGAGGUGGAGCAGUUGAUCCACAAGCAUGAGACCUUCCAGAAGGUGCUGGCUGCACAGGAGGAGAAGGAGGCAGCUCUGUGUGAGCAAGUGAAGAUGCUCGGGGGCCCCAGGGCACAGGACCUGCUUUGCACAGUGCUGGAGCGCCGGGCUCGGGUGAAGGAACUGGUGGAGAGUCGGCAACACGCCUUGCACACCUCCCUGCUGAUGGCUGCCUUCGUCAGGGCCACCACCCAGGCCGAGGACUGGAUCCAGGAGCAACUCCAGCAGCUGAAGGCGCCAGUCCCUCCUGGGGACCUGAAAGCUAAGUUGAGACACCUGCAGAAACACCAGGCCUUCGAGGCCGAGGUCCAGGCCCGGGAGGAGAUGAUAAGCUCUGUUGUCAAGGAGGGCGAGGCUCUCCUAGCACAGAGCCACCCUCUGGAGGGAGAGAUCUCUCAGAGGCUGCGGGAGCUGCAGGAGCACUGGGAGAAGUUGAGGCAGGCAGUGGCUCUCCGGGGCAAGGACCUGGAGGACAAGCGGAACAUCCUGGAGUUCCUGCAGAGAGCGGAUGCUGCGGAGGCCUGGAUCCAGGAGAGGGAGGUGAUGGUGAAUGUCAGCAACCUGGGCCAGGACCUUGAGCACUGCCAGCAGCUCCACAGGCAGCUCCGCAAGCUCCGAGGAGUCUGGGCCAGGGACACGGCGAAUGAUGCCCACAUCAGGAGCAUCAUUGACUUCUCACCGCAGCUCAAUACCCAGGACACUGAGCAACUCAAGACCAUCUGGCAGCGGCAACAGCAGCUCAACAACAGGUGGAACAGUUUCCAUGGCAACCUACUCAGAUACCAGCAGCAGCUCGAAGCAGCCCUGGAGAUACACGGGUUGUCCCAAAAGCUUGAUGACAUCACUCAGCAGGUCAGGGAGAAGGCCGCCCUGGUCCAUGCCCUGGACUGUGGGAAAGAUCUGGACAAUGUGCAGAGGCUGAAGCAGAAACACAAGGAGCUGGAGCAGGAAAUGGGCCUCCUCCAGGCCCAGGUGGAGCCACUAGAACGUGAAGCAGGUCGAGUCUGCCAGAGAAGCCCUGAGGUGGCCCACGGCCUCAGCCACCAGCAGCAGGAGAUGAUGGACAGCUGGCGGCAGCUCCAGAGCAGGAUCCAGAAGUGGAAGGAGUCGCUGGAUGCCUUGCACGAAGCUCAGGAGCUGCAGGCAGUGCUUCGGGAACUGCUGGUCUGGGCCCAGAGGCUUCGAGCUCAGCUGGACUCCCGGAGAAGCCCUGGCAGCCUUGCAGAGGUCCAACGCAUGUUGGAGGAACACCAGGAACUCAAAGCCGAGCUGGACUCCCAAACAGACAGCAUCAGCCUGGCCCGAAGCACUGGGCAGCGACUGCUUGCUGCAGGGCACCCAUCCACCCCCAACAUCCGCCAGGCCCUGGCUGGUUUUAAUCAGGAGCUGAGCAGCCUGGAAGGGGCCUGGCAUGAGCACCAGCUCCACCUGCAGCAGGCCCUGGAACUACAGCGGGUUCUGAGCUCUGUGGAGCAGAUGGAGAGUUGGCUCUGCAGCCUGGAAGCCUGCCCAGCCAGUGAGGGUCUGGGGGACUCUUUGGCCAAUGUGGAGACCCUGCUGUGGAAGCAGAGGGUGCGUGAGCAGGACCUGGAGGCUCAGGCGGAGAAGAUGAGUGCGCUGGAAGCCACCACCCGCAGCCUGUUCCAGGGCGGACACCCCGAGGCCCAGGGUGCGCUGAGCCGGUGCCAGGCCAUGCUCCUGAGGAAAGAGGCACUCCUGGAGCGAGCCAGGACCCGUUGCCGCCAGCUGGAGGAGCUCAGGCAACUGCAGUCUUUCCUGCAGGACUCCUGUGAGAUGGCCGCCUGGCUGAGAGAGAAGAAGCUCGUGGCCCUGGAAGAGGGCUGGUGGGACCCAGUGGAGCUGCAGGCCCAGUUGCAGCAACAACAGAAUCUCCAGGCGGAACUGGACCCCCGUGCACACCGCCAGCAGAGGCUGCAGAUGGAGGGGCAGAGGCUGCUGCAGGAUGGCCACUCGGCCUCAGAGACCAUCCAGGAGCGGCUACAGGAGCUGAGAAAGCUCUGGGAAGAGCUGCAGGCCCAGUGCCAGAGGAGGGCAGCCAAGCUACAGGAGGCCCGUGAGGCCCUGCGUCUGCGACAGAGCGUGGAGGAACUGGAGAGCUGGCUGGAGCCUGUGGAGCUCGAGCUGAGAGUCCCCAUCGGGGGCCCGGACCAGCCUGGGCUGGAUGAGCUCCUGGGGGCUCAGGGGGAGCUGGAGGCAGCAGUGGACAGGCAGGUCGGGCGGGCACAGGCCCUGCUGGGCCAGGCCCAGGCCCAGGCCUGUGUCCAGGAAAGCCACUGCCUGGCCCGAGAUGUGGAAGAGCAGGCCCAGCGGCUGCUUCAGAGGUUCGAGAGCCUGCGGGUCCCCCUGCGGGAGCGCAGGACAGCCCUGGAGGCCCGGAGCCUGCUGCUGCAGUUCUUCAGGGAUGCCGACGAGGAGAUGGCCUGGGUGCAGCAGAAGCUGCUCCUGGUAGCUGCCCGGGACUGUGGCCAGAGCCCGAGUGCCCUGAGGCGCCUGCAGGAGAAGCACCAGAGCCUGGAGAGUGAGAUGAGCGGCCACGAGGCUCUGACCCGGGCAGUGGUGGGCACAGGGCGCAAGCUGGUGCAGGCUGGGCACUUUGCUGCCCGCGAUGUGGCUGCCCGCGUGCAGCAGCUGGAGGACGCCAUGGGCCGCCUGUGGGCAGAGGCUGCACAGAGGCGUCGGCGGCUACAGCAGGCUCAGGAGGCCCAGUCCUUCCUAACGGAGCUCCUGGAGGCAGAAUCCUGGCUGGAAGAACGGGGCUGUGGCCUGGACAUCGAGGAUAUGGGUCAGAGUGCCGAGGCCACACAGGCCUUCCUGCGGCAGCUGGAGGCCACCAGGAGGGACCUGGAGGGAUUCACCACGCGCAUUGAGAGGCUGCAGCAGACAGCAGCCCUCCUUGAGAGUGGGCAGAACCCAGAAAGCCCCAAGGUGCUUGCCCAGAUGCAUGCAGUAAGGGACACCCACUCAGGGCUGCUGCAGAGAGCAGAGGGCAGGGGGCAAGGCCUGAGGGAGCAGCUGCAGCUCCACCAGCUGGAGCGGGAAGCCCUGCUCCUGGAUGCCUGGCUGGCCAGCAAGGUGGCCACUGCUGAGUCCCAGGACUACGGGCAGGACCUAGAGGCUGUCAAGCUGCUGGAAGAGAAGUUUGAUGCUUUCAGAAAGGAUGUCCAGAACCUGGGGCAGGCUAGAGUGCAGGCCCUGAGGGAGUGGGCAGGCUCCCUGGAACGGGCAGCACCCAGGUGCUCUCCCCAGAUUCAAGCACAGAGGAGUCGCAUUGAGGCCUCUUGGGAGAGGUUGGAUCAGGCGGUGAAAGCCCACACACAGAACCUAGCUGCCACCCGUGAGGUCCGAAGCUUGGAGCAGGCGGCAGCUGAGCUCCAGGGCCAGAUGCAAGAGAAGGCCACCCUGGUGGCUAGAGAUGCCUGCGACCUUAGCCUGUUAACAGUGAAGACUCUGCAGCAACAGCACAGAUGUCUAGAGAGGGAACUGGCAGCGAUGGAGAAGGAGGUGGCACGGGUGCAGACGGAGGCCUGCCGGCUGGGCCAGCUCCACCCUGCAGCUCAGGAGGGCCUGGCCAAGCAGCUGGCCGGGGUGCAGGAGGCCUGGGCCACCCUGAAUGCAAAGGUUUAUGAGCGAGAUCGGCAGCUGGAGGAGGCUGCCCAGGGCCACGCCUUCCUCAGACGAUGUCGGGAAUUGCUAGCAUGGGCCGCAGAGAAGCAGGCCCUGGUGUCCUUGGAGGAGCUGGCUGGGAAUAUAGCUCGGGCUGAGGGGCUCCUGGCAUUGCAUGAGGAGCUGGGGAGAGAAAUCAAGGAGUACAGCCUUCAAGCCCAGAACAUACAGCGGGAAGGGCAGCGGCUGGUGGACAGUGGCCACUGCAUGUCCCUGGAGGUAACUGGGUGUCUGCAGGAUCUGGACAGGCAGCUGCGGGCACUCAGAGAGGCCUGGGCCCUGCGCCGGGAACGCUGUGAGGAGAGCUGGCAUCUACAGAAGCUACGGCAAGAGCUGGACCAGGCUGAGGCCUGGCUGGCCUGCCGGGAGGGCCUCCUGCUGGACCCCAACUGUGGGCACUCCGUGUCUGAUGUGGAGUUGCUGCUCUGCAGACACAAGGACUUCGAGAAGCUGCUGGCCUCCCAGGAAGAGAAGUUUGCCCGACUGCAGCAGGAGGCAGCGGUGGACCAGAAGCAGCAAGUGAAGGGGCUGAAACCCUCGGGAAGCUGGUGGCCCAGAGCACAGCUGACUGAGACAGGGGACCCGCAGCCAUCUGUCCCCACUGGGUCUCGCAUACGCUUCACCAGCGUCUCCCCGGAGUGCACAGCGGGGCCCCUGGGGGAUGCAAAGGGUGCCCCCACCAUGGAGGGAAUUUUGGAACUUAAGCAGCAGCUCCUGCCUGGGAGGAGGCAGGACACGGCUUCCAUAGCCUCCAUCGACCUCACAGGAACGCAGCGUGAGAAGCUGGGAGAUCACCAUGAUGGAAAACACACUUUUUCCUUAAGGCUGGCUGCGGGAGAGACCCUGUCUGCGGCGCCACCUGCAGGGCAGACUGGGAGCUGGCGGGGCGCCCUGAGCAGCUGGGCAGCUCUGGAGGCUGAGAAGUCCAAGAUCAUGGUGCUGGCAGCCCCCAGUCUGAGCCCAGAGCUCCAAGCCAGACCCUCAGGCUUCCUGGCCGAGCGCAGUGCUGAGAGGGUACCCGGCAUGCCAGCUCCACUCAGAUUCCACGGCGGUCCCCCGCCCGCCUGGCUGCAGGCGAUGCGAGUGUGCGCCCACAGCUACCCGCAGCCCAUGGGGCUCCCACAGACGGCUGGCCCCGCACAGCAAACUGCAGAAGGCUCCCGCCGCCGGUCCUGCUCAGGCCAGAUCCAUGGUCCGGGCCUUGAAGCAAAUGCAGAGGUGGCACCAAACUUCAGGGCUACAAGCGAGGACACCCUCGAGGGAACCAGGAGACCCAGCUAUCCGGCCCCUUAGGACCAACUUCUGGAAUAGCUGGUUCCUCAUCCGGAGAUGGGCCCCACCAAGGUCAGAGCCUGCUGAAGUCACACCCUUAGCACUGUCUACCUGGCUCAUCUGGUCCCACGUCUGGCCGCCCCUACUGUGGGACAGGAAGCAGCCCUUCGACUGAGUCCCUGGGUGAGGAGGACGGGGUGCUGGCUGGCAUUACCUGUGAGUCAUCUGGGCAGGGCCAGGGCUGCAGCAGCAAUAUGGCCUCCUCUCUGCUUGAAGAGAGUGAGCUUGGGUGGAGCAGACAUGGCCAUGAGCUCACAGCCUGCUCUGCAA
Messenger RNA from Cervus elaphus (red deer), 11976 nucleotides. RefSeq names its product spectrin beta, non-erythrocytic 5 (gene SPTBN5). Gene Ontology annotation, molecular function: actin filament binding. NCBI's taxonomy places the organism in Eukaryota, Metazoa, Chordata, Mammalia, Artiodactyla, Cervidae. Gene Ontology annotation, cellular component: cortical actin cytoskeleton; plasma membrane; cell projection. Gene Ontology annotation, biological process: actin cytoskeleton organization. The record is from RefSeq and is a predicted model, not a curated record. The transcript has 71 exons. Bases 262 to 11667 code for a protein of 3801 amino acids.